AUGAAUGCUCCACCACCCCGCCCAUCCGCCCCUUCAAUACAGGACAAACCAGGGCCUCGCACGUCAUCAUUUACCAACGCGACUCCCGAAGUCACACCCCCUGCACCCUCUCGCUCUUCCUCACUUCCUCUGUCUGCGCCAUCGACCAGCGGCAGAGUGGAGAACCCUUACCUCACUAAUGCCUACGCUUCGUCAAGGCCGGGGGGCUCUACCUCUCAGUACUCGGACGUCGGAGGGAUGGACGCUUCCAAUCAGUUUUACAUGUCGUCGCGCCAGAAGGGAAACAUGCAAGGAAAACUGAAAGACACCUUGAAGAGCACUAUGGCUGCCGCCAAGCAAGAUAACUGGAAGAUCGUUUGUGUCAAGGCCACCAGUCAUCACCUUGUCCCGCCAAAAGGCAAACACGUGCGUGUCAUCAUGGAGGGUUUGCGCUUUGGCGGUAGCAUCUCAAACCGCGAGAGCCCAGUAGGGGGGAUCUUCUACCACUUGCGAAAGCGACUGAUGUUGAGCAAUUGGGUGGUCGUCAUCAAAGCCCUCACCAUUUUCCAUCACAUCUUUCGGGAUGGAAACGAAAAGUUUGUUGAGUAUGUGGCCGUUACUUAUCGCUCCAUGUUUAAGAUGGACUUUUUUGCUGAUGGCAGUUCAGAAGGCUUUGCGCAUUCUGGUUUUAUCAGGACCUACGGCGCUUAUAUUGAACAGUGGCUCACAAUGAAGGCCGCAAUCAACUUUCCACCCGGCAAAUCCAAAGAAGACGAUACUGCUCUUACCGGCCUCUAUCGAAAUGCCAGCAUCGAGGACCUUUUAGCGGCUUUACCAGUAGUAAUGGACACCGUUGACGCUUUGCUUGGCCUGCAGCUCCAAGGCCAGACCCGUCACUCACCAGUCGCCAACCCUGCUUUCACUAUGAUUCUGCGCGACAUGACCAUUUUCUGGAUUACGCUGUCAGAAGGGUUAAUACGCCUGCUUGAUCUCUAUUUUGAGCUUGAUAUCCCGAAAGCAGUGAUUGCGUUAGAUGUUUACAAGCGUUUCGUAGCCAUGGUCUCGAAUGCACAACCAUUUUUUGAAAACGCUAGAUCGCUUCCGUUGAGAUGGCAGAUUCCUGAAUUAGGCGCUAUUUCGUUAGAACUGAUGGACUCGAUGCAGGAGUACAUAGACAGGGGACCUCAGGUUCCUGAAGAUCCUCAGUACUCAGACCAAGAAGAGUAUGAUGAGCCAGAACCGGAACCGGAACCUGAACCAGUGCCGGAGGACUACUAUGAGCCAGAGCCCGUGUACUAUUCCGAGGAAGAACCUGAACAGUUGCCGCCACCGCGGCCCCGCGCACCACCUCCGGUCUCGUCUUCGUCGUCUGAGUCUGAGGCGAGCACUGAGGAAUCUUCGUCGGAAGAGGAGGAAGAUGACACGGAUGUGCUACCAACCGCACCGAAGCCGGCUCCCACGCCGAAGCCCUUCGAUCCUUUGGCCGACCUGUUAGGGAUCGAAACUGGUGUUACCGCUAAUGGACAUGGCAACAUGGCAACGGCGGCACAACCUGCAAUGGCUCUUCAAGUGUACGGAGCUCAGGGAAACGUUCCUGGAAUGUACCAGCCGGCAACCCUUGAGCAUACAGUGGAUGAUAGAGUCGCAAAUGUGAAAGGGAUUAUGGCUGCUACAACACACGGUGGUGGGCAGCAACAGCGAAGCGGCUUUGGUGUAGAUGGCACAAAUAUGCAAGUUGCAAUGUACGGACAGCAACAGCCACAGAACCCUCACGCACAAGCACGGCAAGCGCAGCAACAUUUGUACAAUUCUGUUGCGAUGCAACAGCAACAACAACAGAUGAUGGCGUACCAGUCCAUGGCUGCAUAUCAGACAAUGGCCAACCAACAGAUGGCGAAUCAGCAGAUGGCCAUGUAUCAGAUGCAGCAGCAGAGCACAGCAAAUGGUAUGGGAGGCAUGGCGCCCAUGAAUGGGAUGCAGCGCAUGGGUAUGAUGGGGGCUUACCAGCCUGUUCCACAAGGAAAUCAAUCUGUACCCGUGAUGCAGGCUGAGGGACAAGCAAGGCAAAUGAAAGACUACAAAGUUCAGAAGGGCACAAAACCCACUCGUGUGAAUGAUGAUGACAUGGCCUUCGGACCACUGCUCGAUCAAAUGAAAAAAACCAAAAUCGGCAACUAGGUCGGUUCUGGUCGGGCUAUGUCAACACUUGUAACUGGGCAGAACCGCGUGGGAAUAACGAUGGAGGCUUACUCGACUUGACGGAUCCAUACCAACCGUUGUCUAAGGUUAUUUAUGCAACACUGGAUGUGAAAAGCGUAUUGAAUGGCAUUGUCCAGCAUGCGUUGCAGGAGAAGUUAAGGAUUGCUCCCCAUAACAAGUUCUUCACUUAAUGUUAAAAAUGUAAAGUAGUCGCAUUUCAAUAUUGAUGGAAGGGCAAAGCAACAGUACCUCGAAGGGUACACGCAUAUUACCCAGGGUACAGUAUAAGGUGUCAUUAUCCACGCUGGAGUGGCAAACUGUCGCAUUGAUGUGCGCAUAUCUCUUGAGGAAUGGGGUACAGCUAAGGGCUGUUCACAGCCCUCACAUGAGGAGCGGACUUCUCGAGGUACACUCUCAAUGUUUGCCCCAGUUGUUGAAUUCGGCAUCAGGUCGUAGAGGUUAUUCGGUGUGACUUCACCUGCGAAGCCACGGGGAAAUGUAAGACUUCAACUGGUGAAAGGCUAGACUUCUGACACGGUACUGAGUUCCGGGUGGGUCUUGUUUCAGAUGGAACAUGGUUCGUGAGCCAUGUCACGCGUGCCACGGUUGGUAUUGCUGCCAUUGUCCACAUCGAUAGAAAACUACUAGAGGUGCCUCAAAACGAUGGCGUCCGCAAUUAUCAUAGUUUUUCAAGCCGACUGGCGUCAACCAUCAGGCUUGCAUCUUCUGACGUAUGGGUGGUGUACAAAUGCAGUGAUAAAACAUAGCUUGUUUGCUGUGUCCAGUAUUCGCUAUGUCAGUUGCUCCAACUCGAAAAUAAAAACAUUCGCUAAGGCUGCAUCGCUUCCAAUGCAGCAAGAAUAGAUGAUA
Molecule: messenger RNA, 3048 nt
Organism: Chondrus crispus (carragheen)
Lineage: Eukaryota; Rhodophyta; Florideophyceae; Gigartinales; Gigartinaceae
Product: Phosphatidylinositol-binding clathrin assembly protein
Exons: 2
Coding region: 1-2157 (718 amino acids)
Biological process (GO): clathrin-dependent endocytosis; clathrin coat assembly; vesicle budding from membrane
Cellular component (GO): clathrin-coated vesicle; clathrin-coated pit
Molecular function (GO): phosphatidylinositol-4,5-bisphosphate binding; SNARE binding; 1-phosphatidylinositol binding
Source: RefSeq, a predicted model, not a curated record